AUGUCCAAGUAUUUGUCAGACUUGGACCACAGAGGGACUCGAUCGAACCAAAAUACUCAAUUGCCCUUGAUUGUGUUGGUUUUGAUUUGGACUCUAGAACUUCGCCAAGUAAAGAUUGUGUUUGGAGAGUGGUACGGAGUUGACACAAAAAGACAUAACGGUAGUACUGCUCUAUUGGAAAAUACUUUGGAGAACAAAGAUGACGACUUCCCUGUGAUAGGUUCUUUCGAUCGAGCUUCCGAUCCACAGGCUCAAGAACUUUUGCGACAUUCAAAUCUCCAAUUUCACAAACAUUAUGUCGAAGCAGUGAAAAAAUAUUACUAUAUAGAGGAGACUCCCGAUAAGGAUGGGGAAAUUGUUACCUAUCUUGGUGACAAGGACAUGAUUUUAAAAUGUAAUAUCAAGGAUUCAGUCAUACCUGAAGAAGAAAUUAUUGACGCUGAAGAUGAAGAGGAUGAAGAUUCCGAUCUGAAUAAGGGUUCUUCCUUUGAUGUGGAAUUUGUCAAAGUUCGCACCUCUUGGCUCGUUGGUGGCACCACUAGGAAGAUUCUCCCCCAAGAGUUUCAUAAACAAAUAUAUUCCGAUAGAUAUGAUCUUCUCAAUAGCAUCACAUCGUCUAAUAAUAUUCCGAGAUACAAUCAUUACUGUCCAAAAGUACUGAAAUGGAUACUAUCCAGAAAUACAAAAGGCGAUAAAGAAACUAUUCAACUUUGCCAACACCUUUACAGUACAAAGGGUGAUUUUACGAUCCGUGAUAAAUUUGAAUUGGCAUUGGAAGAAAAAAGUAUUGAAAAACAGAAAAUGUGGAAAUAUUCUUUCGUAUCAAGAUUUUUCUGUGAUCCAGAUAAUUCUUCAGACACCUUUGAACAAACCUUAGAUAGAUUUUGUAGGGCUGAAGAGGCAGAAGGAAAAAUUCGAGCUCCAGAUACAAGAAAUAAUAGAAAUAAAUUUCCAAAAAGAAUUUUUGGGCUAACGGUUCCCGGUUUUUCAUAG
Acaulospora colombiana is the source of this 993-nucleotide messenger RNA. The record is from the annotation of a GenBank genome assembly. NCBI's taxonomy places the organism in Eukaryota, Fungi, Glomeromycota, Glomeromycetes, Diversisporales, Acaulosporaceae.